AUGUUCGUGGCGGAUGGGGGCAAGAGCGGCCUGGUAAACAUUGGGAACACUUGCUUCUUCAACGCCAUCCUUCAGUGUCUAAGUCACAUUCGCCCCUUGGGUGAGGUGUUUGGCAACGAGGCCAAACUUUCUUCCCUUCUCAACACCCACAGCAAAGCACUUGGGUCGCAUGGGCUCAUUGCACAGGCAUACGGACGUCUGCUUCGCGACUUGUGGCAGCCCGCCCGCAUGACGCCCGUCAGACCUGCUGACUUUAAGCGGGCCAUUUCUCGCCGCAAUCGCCGAUUCAUGGGCUACGAUCAGCAAGAUGCACCGGAAUUUUUGGAAUUCUUGCUGGAUGAACUGCACGAAGACGUCAAUCGGGUGGGAGAAAAACCCUAUGCCGCUGAUCGGGCGUGGGCCAACUUUCAUCGGCGGGAUGACUCCCCAGUCGUCGACCUGUUUCAAGGCCAGCUCCGUUCUCGCGUGUGCUGCCCAACCUGCAGCAAAGUGUCGGUCAUAUUUGACCCUUUUCGGUCUUUGGCCCUUCCUUUGCCCCGACCACGCACGCCUUGCACGGGACAGGAAGCCAGUGCCGCAGUGGGGCUGCACACCGCUUACGAGCUGCUUGCCAAGCCCGAGGUUCUGAGCCACGACAAUCAAUGGUACUGCAAUCGCUGCAAGGAGCACCGUCAGGCCAUUAAGGAGCUGGCUGUCUGGCGACUGCCACCCAUUUUGGUUGUCCACUUUAAACGCUUUGCGCACGGCGCAUCACGCCUCCGAGUCACCUCCGCGACCACACAAAUUACCUACCCUGAACGCUUGCAUCUGGAUGACGCCAGCGGUCAGGGACGUGAUUAUCGACUGCGUGGCGUGGUGUGCCAUCGUGGCACGCUGUAUUACGGCCAUUACGUAGCCUACGCCCGGCACGCGGUGACAGGCGACUGGUAUUACUAUGAUGAUGACACUUGUCGACGCGUAAGCGACGAUAGCUAUCUGGGGCAUCGAGGCGCCUAUUUGUUGUUCUACGAGGAGGAUUGUAGUGUACAGAAUUAG
Monosiga brevicollis MX1 is the source of this 1035-nucleotide messenger RNA. RefSeq lists its product as uncharacterized. Gene Ontology annotation, biological process: protein deubiquitination. The record is from RefSeq and is a predicted model, not a curated record. NCBI's taxonomy places the organism in Eukaryota, Choanoflagellata, Craspedida, Salpingoecidae. The transcript has 5 exons. Bases 1 to 1035 code for a protein of 344 amino acids. Gene Ontology annotation, molecular function: cysteine-type deubiquitinase activity.